AUGCUUGGAGAGCCAAAGCCCAUGAAAAAUCCUUCUUCAAUAAGAAACAGCAAAAAGUAUUAUCGUUACCAUCGGGACAAUGGGCACUAUACCGAUGAAUGUCGAGCUCUUAAGCAGGCUAUUGAAGACCUCAUUAAAAAAGGGCACUUCAAGAAGUAUGUUAAUGGAACUCCCGUUCGGGAGAAGGAUCAGGAGGAAGAUGGGAAGAAGCGUCGUGGUCGUAAGAGCCUCCAUCUCGUCAGGAUUAUAUUUGGAAAGCCGCACCUCACGGGGAAUUCUCGAGGUGCUCAGGAAAAGUAUGCUUGGGAAGCUCGCCAUGACCCUCGAGCAUUCAAGGAAAUGCAUUUAGAAGAGGCAGAUCUGAAGCCUGCCUCUAUCCCUCUCUAUAGCUUUACCAGGGAUCAUUUGAUUCCCAAGGGCAUGAUUGCAGUUCCUGUCACUUUGGGUGAGACCCACGAAGUGACCAAGAUGACAAAAUUUCUAGUGGUAGACUGUCUGUCUGCUUUCAAUGGCAUAUUGGGACGACCUCUACUUCAGAACUUCAAAGCUGUCACUUUCAUCUAUCAUUUGAAGAUGAAAUUUUCCACUCUAAGGAGGUGCGGGAUAGUCAAAGGGUCUCAGCAUGAAUCUCGCGAGUGCUAUGUAAGAGCAGUGCAGAUAGCAUGCAAAGGAAAAGGGAAGCCAGUGGGCGUUUCUGAGUAG
Pistacia vera is the source of this 702-nucleotide messenger RNA. RefSeq lists its product as uncharacterized. NCBI's taxonomy places the organism in Eukaryota, Viridiplantae, Streptophyta, Magnoliopsida, Sapindales, Anacardiaceae. The coding region runs from base 1 to 702 and encodes 233 amino acids. The record is from RefSeq and is a predicted model, not a curated record. The transcript has 2 exons.